AUGGGAGGACACGGAGAUUUCCACACAGUAAAGCUUGACCCUGCAGUCGAAAGAUGGAAUUAUAUGAGGGAGCACACUUAUCACCACUUUAAAAUGACCAGACCAAUCGCUAACAAGAUCCUCGCUUUCGGUUUGGUCAUCCCUGCCGGUAUCUUCGCUAUAGCACAAUACACAGACGAGAGGUGGAAUUUCGCAGGCGCUAGAAAGAAUGAAUUGACCACCCAGAGAGGUACAUUCAUCAACACUAAACCUGCAGAGGCUGAGGACGACGAAUAA
Messenger RNA from Wallemia mellicola CBS 633.66, 276 nucleotides. RefSeq lists its product as hypothetical. The coding region runs from base 1 to 276 and encodes 91 amino acids. The transcript has 4 exons. The record is from RefSeq and is a predicted model, not a curated record. Lineage: Eukaryota; Fungi; Basidiomycota; Wallemiomycetes; Wallemiales; Wallemiaceae.